This is a messenger RNA of Pyricularia grisea, 801 nucleotides long. RefSeq lists its product as uncharacterized. The transcript is spliced from 3 exons. Gene Ontology annotation, molecular function: monooxygenase activity; calcium ion binding. Bases 1 to 801 code for a protein of 266 amino acids. The record is from RefSeq and is a predicted model, not a curated record. NCBI's taxonomy places the organism in Eukaryota, Fungi, Ascomycota, Sordariomycetes, Magnaporthales, Pyriculariaceae.
AUGAAGAUGCAACAACUUUCCAACGAACAAGCCCACAAACUUUCCAACUACGAUACCCUCGCCGAGGUCGACGACUCCCAGCCCGCCAUCGUGACCUCCAUCCCAGAGGUCCCCAUAACAGAGGCCCGCAAGCCAUGGCAGCCCGAGGAUGAGGACCGCCUACCCCAUCCCGGCGUGGGCCGUGCCAACAUCGCCGCCACGUACGAUCGGCCCGAGGGCACAACCGACGGGGACUAUGCGAAGAAUCACAGUGAUCAGACGGUACUGCAGCAGCACCUUGAGUUCUUUGACAGGGACCGCGAUGGCAUCAUCUGGCCGCGCGACACCUUUGUCGGCUUCUACCGGCUAGGCUUCGGCGCCGUGCUGUCGUUCCUGUCCGUGUUCGUCAUCCACAGCAACUUCUCGUACGCGACGGGCGACUCGUGGAUCCCGGACCCCAUGUUCCGCAUCUACCUGUCCAAGAUCCACAAGGACAAGCACGGCAGCGCCUCGGGUGCCUACGACGCAGAGGGUCGGUUCGUGCCGCAGAGGUUCGAGGAUCUGUUUGCCAAGCACGCCCAGGGUCGCGAUUACAUGACCGCCCGGGAUGUGGUGAACCUGCUCAAGGGACAGAGGAUGAUUGCAGAUCCGGUUGGUUGGUUCCAUGCGUUUAUAGAGUGGUCGGCUACUUAUUACAUGCUGUGGCCCAAAGACGGCCGCAUGAAGAAGGAGGAUGUCAGAGGUGUUUUUGAUGGCAGCAUAUUCUACACCAUUGCAGCCAGACGGGAGGAGAAGAAGAUUGGUGAGGCAAAGCGACGAUAA